Molecule: messenger RNA, 1608 nt
Organism: Huiozyma naganishii CBS 8797
Lineage: Eukaryota; Fungi; Ascomycota; Saccharomycetes; Saccharomycetales; Saccharomycetaceae
Gene: FUS1
Product: Fus1p
Exons: 1
Coding region: 1-1608 (535 amino acids)
Molecular function (GO): protein binding
Source: RefSeq, a predicted model, not a curated record
AUGACGACUAUUUACAGAACAAUUUGGGCUACCAAACCAGAUUCAACUUCGUUGUUGAAGCCGAGUAGUGUAUCCGAGCAUUAUACUACCGUUUUAUCCGGCACGGUGAGUAGCAAUGAUAUAAAUAACGUUUACAAUACGCGAAAUGCGCUCUCUUCUAUUCAAAACACCCCAAGAUUAAGUUCAGUGGCUUUGCUUAGUUCCAAUUCGGCAGCAAGGUUAUUGACCAGUCUCAGUACAAGUACGGUGCGUGUAUCCACCACAGUUUCGAACACAGUAGAUCAUACUCUGUCCGCUAAACCGAAUCUGGCAUUCUCCGAACUCUCAAAUGUGACCAAAACAGGAUCAGCCAGAACAAUAGGACUAUCAAUAGGUCUACCAAUUGGCAUAUUUUGUUUUUCCUUGCUGGUCUUCCUAAUAUACUUUUACUUCUUCAAGAACCCCAUAUUAUCAUCUAACCGACCAGUCUCACCAGACUUUUUCCAUAAGGAAAAGAAAGAAGAAAGAAUCCCUCUUUAUAACCCAUUCAACCAACCUAAAGGGGGAGGACCUAGUCAUGAUGAAAUCAAGAACGAAAAAUUUGCAGCUGGACAGUUUGGGGGUCUCGAGAAAGACGCCUGCAAUUAUAGCAUUAAAUACAACAUAUCCAGGCCCAUUAAGGAACAUAUUCUAACUCCCAAAGUGGCACUGCAUCCAUCUUCCAAAGAACUCAAUGAUAUAGACAAAUAUUUGUACGAACAGCCGCCCAAUAUCUACCGUGUCGAUUCCAAACUUCCACCCUUAGAUCACUCAAGAGAAAUCACCAAUGUGGGAAAACACCAAAAGGAUGCCUCUGAUGACAGAUGGAAGUAUAACUCGCCAUUGAGUAAAUGGUUUUUGAGAGGAUCUACUUAUUUCAAGGACAAAAACAUCAGCGGCUUAAGUCUCGCCGAUUCUGUGACAAAUUUGACACCAACGCUACAUUUGAAACAACUCAACAUAUUGCGGAAGAACAAGGAGGGUUACGCCGCUGAGGCCAAUGUGUUAAAUGUGGAUGAGACGUCGCCCAUACUGACCACAAAACAUCCAAACUAUACGGACACGCUUGAAAAGGGGUCUACGCCGACAGAAGCGCAUGUUUCGAUUGUUAAAUCACCUAUUAUAGAACGACAACGUCGGGUACCCAGUCUGAUAUACGGUGAGGUCAGCCCCCAAUUUCUUGACGAGUUUGAGGACAACAACCCGGUUAGUCUGGAACACGCACCGGCGAAAGUUCAUAGGAAGAAAAAAAGUACAGAGCGCUUCAAACAGAAAUUGCAGGAGAAGAAGCUGCCGCAGCUGCCUGCAACGGACGAGAAACCACAGUUACAAAUCGGACAUGUGUAUCAAGUAGCGAACGAUUAUGCGCCGCACCUUACGGACGAGAUUUGGGUUCAAAAGGGUGAGUUUGUUAGAAUUCUCGUGGUGCAUAACGACGGCUGGUGUCUUGUGGAGAAAUGCGCUCGGGACGGUACGUCCAAAUCGGUACUGGACCUGAUGUCGAGUGACGGUGGUAGUAAAAAUCGGAAGUAUUUGAAUGACGACAGAGGUAUAGUUCCAGCGGACUGUCUUGCAGAAUUGGACGGUUGA